This is a messenger RNA of Nicotiana tabacum (common tobacco), 833 nucleotides long. RefSeq lists its product as uncharacterized. NCBI's taxonomy places the organism in Eukaryota, Viridiplantae, Streptophyta, Magnoliopsida, Solanales, Solanaceae. The record is from RefSeq and is a predicted model, not a curated record.
AUGUGGCAACUGGCCUAUACUAGGUAGUUUCCUUUUCCUUUCCAAUCAUAAAUCUUGUUAUUCCCUUAAGACUUCAUCUUAGUAUAUAAAUAGCCAAUCAAGCCAACCAAAUUAUGCAUAUUCAUUCAGCAGUACUUGAUUAUUAUUUUCUCAUAUAUCGGCCAUGGAAAAAGUCUUGUUUUGGUCUUGUACACUUCCAUCUUUGUCUUUCUCUGAUCCAAAAUUGCUUAGCCUGAGAAGAUCAAAGGGUAAAAUUUCUGCACGACGUAACGAUUCUUGUGACUGGGAUUAUAGGGGGCGAUUGGUGGAUGAAAGCAUGAUUGUGUUAAGGAAGAGAGUUCAUGAGAUGAAGGUAAUUGAGAGAAAUUAUGAGCCACCUGCAGAAUGGAUGGAAUGGGAAAAGCAAUAUUAUGCUUGUUAUGAUGAGGUAAUAUGUAAUUUGGUUGGGUGUUUACAAAUGCAAUUGUUGAGUACAAGGCCUAGUUUGGCUCUUGGGAUGUUAGUCCUCCUCCUCAUCAGUGUUCCAGCUUCGACGGCCAUGAUUUUCUCUCAUUUGGUCAAUGGCGUCCUGUCCACCGUUCAUCUUGGUUGAUGUCUUUUAAUAGUCAGCCAGGAGUAGUUGUGAAUUGUAAUGGGACUGCAGUAUGUAUACAUAUUUGAUAAACAUAGUGUAGACCUGGUAGUUGUAUUCUUUCAUUCUUAAUUUUGGCUUUUGGUCAGUACUUUUCUUUCUCCAUUAGGUACUGCUAAUCUACUACAUGGUUGUAAUUUGUAAUGUAUCCAAUUUGUUUCCAUUACAUAUUAAGUUCUAAUUGACAGUUCUAACUCAUUAA